Capsicum annuum is the source of this 1747-nucleotide messenger RNA. RefSeq lists its product as uncharacterized. The transcript has 3 exons. The coding region runs from base 390 to 1433 and encodes 347 amino acids. NCBI's taxonomy places the organism in Eukaryota, Viridiplantae, Streptophyta, Magnoliopsida, Solanales, Solanaceae. Gene Ontology annotation, cellular component: cytoplasm. The record is from RefSeq and is a predicted model, not a curated record.
GAAUACCGAAAUUCCGAUACCGAAAUUUUAAAUAACUUACCAAAUCAUAUCCUACCAUACCCACCCCUAAUCAUCACUGUCUAACUCUGAAGCCUCAACAAACCUCUUUCCAAAAUUUUCUCUGUAAAGAAACAGUAAGUUUCUGGAUCUUUUGCUGCUAAACUGUAAGCCUCAAAAUUAUCCGUCACUUUUUCCCGAUGUGAUCAACAGUUUGUUUUCGAAUAUCCCCUUUAAUUUGAACUUGGGACAUACACAAUUUGUUGAUUAUUAUCAGUCAAUUCAAUUUGGAUGCUGCUACACAAUCCCAAUUUUCAUGGUUCCACUGAUUUAUUGACCCAAAUUUUGUAUCCGGGUAUGCUUAAAUUAUCUCCUUUCAUCAUCAAACCCAUAUGAAGAAAAACUAUUCAUUUGGUUCUGGUAGUCCUAAAUCUUUCCAGGCCUAUCCAAGAACCGAUUUCGACUUGGAAUCUGGGACCGUUAAAAGAUCAAGAAAGUCAAAAAGAUCAAAUUAUUUUUACCCAAUCAAGAUGCUUAAAUCAUUGGGAAAAAGAAUUCAUAAUUAUUACAAGCUUUACCCAGCUAGACUGUUUGUGUUUUCCUUGUUAAUUGGGGUUAUUAUUCUCAUUGUAUUAUCUGUUUCCGAAAGUCGAUUUCGUAUGAUGAGCAAUUAUGCAAAAUUUGAUAUGGGUGUUGUUGAUGCAUAUCCGUUUUCUAAGUUUAGGAAUCUUGUUAUGGUUGCUGGACAUUCAGUUUAUACAAGUAGUAGUUGUCAGAAAGUUGAUAAGGAGGAUUCUUGGUUUUUAGAGUCUUAUCAGAAACAUCCUGGUCAAGCUGCAACGUUUGUUGAUCAUAUACGAAAAGGGGUUGAAAUUACAGCUGCUGAUGAUGAUGCAUUGCUCCUAUUUAGUGGUGGUGAGACUAGGAAAGAUGCCGGGCCGAGAAGUGAAGCUCAAAGUUAUUGGACUGUUGCUGAAUCUAAAGGGUGGUUUGGCAAACAAGAAAGUGUAAGAGGGAGGGCACUCACCGAAGAGCAUGCUAGAGACAGUUUUGAGAAUCUUCUCUUUAGUGUUUGUCGGUUCAGGGAGCUUACUGGAACAUAUCCACAGAAUAUAACUGUUGUAGGCUAUGAUUUCAAGGAGAAGAGAUUUAAGCAACUGCAUCGGUCUGCAAUUGGAUUUCCAGAAAAAAGUUUUUUUUACUCAGGGACAUCAUCUUCACAAACAUCGAGAGAAGCAGCUUUAAAAGGAGAAGCACUGGUGAGAACACAGUUUAAAGAAGAUCCUUACGGAUGUAAAGGCUCUCUUCGUCGCAAGAAGCUUGGUCGUGAUCCUUUUCAUCGCUCGGUCCCUUAUCCUAACGGAUGUCCUGAAAUUGAGGGUUUGUUCAGAUAUUGUGGAACAGCUCCAUAUCCAGGUUCCCUACCUUGGGCCUAGUAAAAUUCCAUAGUUCUGAAAAAUUAGAAGAUAGCAAUUGAAAAACCGAUAUCGUAAAAUAUAAAUUCCUUCUUCUAUUACUUCAUAUCUCCUGUUCUUGUACUAGUUAUAUUAGAAUAGCAAGAGGAACUAACUUGUCUGCAAAGUGUAGAGAAAUAAAGGGGCUUGCGUGCUGUCUGGUUUAAAAGAUCUUAUGGAAAUUCCUUGAUGAUUUAAAAAAUGCAGCAUGCUACCGGGCUCAGGUUAAGAAAGCAUAUUGUAUUCCUUAUAAUGAUUAAAAGUUUCUUCACUGCACAGAACAGUGAUUACCUCCA